AUGACGGCGGCGGCCAGAGAUUCGGUCAUCUGGGCCGAGACACUCAGAGCGCUGUCAAAAGCCGUGAAGAGAAAAGAUUAUGACUCGGACUCGGACGACUACAUAGAACAUUCAACCAACAGAGGGCGCAAACUGAAGAGGCGCGCGCGCUUUGUGCGCCAGGGUCAGUUGGGCCCGCCUAAUGGACCAGCAACUUAUAGAGAGACCGUCGAACAUGCCGGCUAUCAACGAACCAUCAUAAGUCGAAACCCGCCCCUCGUUGAUGAGGAGGGUUAUGAGCUCGAUAGCGAUGACGAUGAAGAGCGCAUCGCCGAGGUUCAAGCAGCGGUUGCCGAGGACGACCCAUACUCGGGCAUACGCAUAGAUGAGAUACUUGCCCCCUUGACUUCGGCCGCUGAUCUAGCCAACCACCCGGCACUCUCACACCCGUUUCGAUCUUCAGCACUCACCGAGCUUACCACGCAAGGUUUGGGCCUCCUACAUAAAGAGCGGGAAGCAUUGGCCAAUGUUCGACCGCUGUUGACGCGCCUUUGCGGGGACCAUACUUGGGCCUCUUGCGUCAUGAUGCUGGGUCCAAAUGAUGAAGAGCUCUUUACCAGCAUGCGGAACGGCAACGGAGUGUUCAAUCAGCCUAGGCCGAAUGGAGCCUCUGCAGACAAUACCGGAGAGCCCUCGCCCCAUACCAAUGGUACAGGAGUGAAGGUGAAUGGAUUGCACCCCAAAGCACAAGAGUCGACGCCUGGCGCAGGGAAGAAAACCCAAACCCCCGCAGAAGAGGAAGACCCAGACGUGACGAUGGAAGACAUUGAGUCCCCCAAGCAGAAAUCGACAGAAGUCAAUGGUAGCAAGGCAUCAAAACCUGCCAGCGGAGAUGAAAAAUCAACCGAGGAUAAAACGACUGGGGGCGGUAACCAGGAUGAGCAUUUUGACCCCGACGAGACGAUCGGGGAAGACGAAGCAACUGGCGCUGCAGACGCCGCGGAACCCAGCGCAAAUGGAAAGCCAGGGUCGGGUGGGUUGGCGAAAGCAAUAAACGGAUCAGAAGCGAACGGGAUGGAUUUGGACAUUCAAGCCGACCAGCAAUCAGGUCUGGCUAAGGAGGCUGCCAUCAAUGGCUCACGUGCGGCUUCCACAAUAGUCGACAGCCUCCACGAGGAAGCCAUACAUCCGUACUUCAUGGCGCCCCCUUCAGCGUACCCGAACCGAGAUGCUGGACUCCCGGAGGGCGAGGCUGAGGAGGUUCGUCGGCUGUUGCAGCUCUACGUACAGAAGCAGGAAGAGGUCUGUCGGGGCACCAAGGACCUUUACGAGGGCCUGCUACGAGCGGAUCGCAUGCGCAAGGAGGUGCUGAAGUGGUCCAAGGCUGAGGCGCACUGUGGUGCGAACCGGGACAUGUCGGACGGCGAGGACUGGUACGAUAAGGAAGAGUGGGGUCUUGUCGAGGAUCUUAAGAAGGGCCAGGACGAGGAGGAAGAGGAUACGACGACCAGGGACCAGCCUAAGAAGACGAGGAACCGCAGGUGA
Molecule: messenger RNA, 1524 nt
Organism: Pyricularia pennisetigena
Lineage: Eukaryota; Fungi; Ascomycota; Sordariomycetes; Magnaporthales; Pyriculariaceae
Exons: 4
Coding region: 1-1524 (507 amino acids)
Biological process (GO): negative regulation of rDNA heterochromatin formation; negative regulation of silent mating-type cassette heterochromatin formation
Cellular component (GO): Rpd3L complex; cytosol
Source: RefSeq, a predicted model, not a curated record